Drosophila innubila is the source of this 1397-nucleotide messenger RNA. RefSeq lists its product as uncharacterized. The transcript has 3 exons. The record is from RefSeq and is a predicted model, not a curated record. Gene Ontology annotation, molecular function: serine-type endopeptidase activity. The coding region runs from base 137 to 1036 and encodes 299 amino acids. Lineage: Eukaryota; Metazoa; Arthropoda; Insecta; Diptera; Drosophilidae. Gene Ontology annotation, biological process: proteolysis.
AAAUAAAAUGAGAAUCAUUCAUUCCCUGUUUGCAGCUCUAAAAAGGUGCAUACUCAAUGAAAAUAUCUCCCCGCGAGUGUUAAAAUUUAAUAGUUAUAUUCACUUACAGAAAACGUUUUUAAAUAUCUAAAGAAAAAUGCAGCCCAACGAACAUCUCAAGAAAGUCAUGAAAAUUCUCAUCUUUGCAUUUCUCUGCACCGAAAUGCGCACAAGCUACACGCAUCGGGAGCUGACGAAACAACGUGGCAUCGGAGCAUCAUCGUCCGCUGAAAAGAGGCGUCAUAGUCAAGCCCCUUAUCAGGCGUCGAUCCGUUUGAUUGACCAGGAGCUGGAUUACUUUGGCAAGGGUCACAUCUGCUCGGGGGCCCUUGUGGGUCCCUCAGUGGUGAUAACCGUGGGCCAAUGUCUGUAUAACAAUGCCAGUAAAAGUUACUAUCAUCCCGCCGAGCUGCGCGUUUUGUUGGGCAGUACCCAACGUUUUGCUCCGACUGCCCACAGUCAGGUCUAUGGGGUGACCCAUGUUUAUCAGCCGCCCAAGGAUCUAUUACUCGCCAUACUUAUGCUCGAUCAGGACGUGCCACAGGAUCAGCCAUAUAUACAGUCCAUACCAUUGCCUGUCGAAGGAAUAUCUUUGGAUCAGGCGACAGAACAAAUUCCAGCGCCAGCGUCAUGCCAAGUGAGCAGCUGGGGUCUGGCUGGAGAUGAGGGUCAAGAGUUGCAUGACAUGGUCACACUACGUGUCGAUUGCCUUAAGCCAACACAGCGGUGUGAGAUCCCUGAGAUGCUUGCAAAAUACUCUUCAUAUGAGCUGGAUGCAGGUGCUCCACUUACCAAAUCCAAUCAGCUAAUUGCCUUGUCCAGCGAAUCCUCCGCAAUCCCAGAGUCCACAUUCGUGGACGUGGCCAGGCAUGUGGAUUGGAUCCAUGCGAAGAUCGGCGAUGGCACCACUCAGAAUAGCUCCAUUUGGGGUGUUCUGGGACUGCUCGUAUUCACCGCCUACGUCAUCAAGUGCAGUAGCAAGAGUCUCCUUUCCUAGGACCUGUCCCGAUCGAUCCUCAUCCCCCUUUAUGUCUCUUCCUAAAUAGAUUUAAUGGGAAUACGUUUUAAGCUACAAAAAACCAACAUGAAAUGUGAUAAUCUCUAUAAGGAGUAUUCCAGAAAUGUCUAAGACAAUUUUAACUAUUCUAAAUACUUUGUUUUUUUCCCCCAUUUCUUUUACUUUCUAUGUAAAUAUUUCUAAGACCUUUUUUUUUUUCAAAUUUAAGUAGAAUAAUAAAUUUUAAGGAAGUUUCAGACAUGGCUAUUUAUGUAGAUAAUGUAUCCAAAAUAUUUAAGAAUUAAAUUUUUAUUUAAAUCUUAUCAUUUUUCCAAUAAAUUACAAUUUAUUUGUGAACACA